Molecule: messenger RNA, 1185 nt
Organism: Cucurbitaria berberidis CBS 394.84
Lineage: Eukaryota; Fungi; Ascomycota; Dothideomycetes; Pleosporales; Cucurbitariaceae
Exons: 3
Coding region: 1-1185 (394 amino acids)
Biological process (GO): protein sumoylation
Cellular component (GO): SUMO activating enzyme complex; cytoplasm
Molecular function (GO): SUMO activating enzyme activity
Source: RefSeq, a predicted model, not a curated record
AUGGCGACGACCAAUGGCACCAUCCCCGCAGAGGAUGCAGCUGGACAGACGGUCGCUGCCAUUGCGGCGGCCGACACAAUCUCGGCGGAUGAGAUCGCACUCUACGACCGCCAGAUCCGGCUAUGGGGUGUGCAAGCCCAAGAGAAAAUCCGCACCGCCAACAUCCUCCUCGUUUCCAUCAAGGCGCUCGCCAACGAAAUCGCAAAGAACCUCGUCCUCGCAGGCAUAGGCUCCAUCACGCUGGCAGACCACGAAACCGUCACAGAAGCUGAUCUCGGUGCACAAUUCUUCCUUAGCGAUGCCGACGUAGGCAAGAACCGCGCCGAAGCAGCAGCCCCCCAAGUCCAGAAGCUCAAUCCCCGCGUCAAGGUCAACGUCCUCUCGACCGAUGUACGCAACGAGCAAGACCUCAAUUUCUACGCAAACUACGAUGUGAUCAUCGCCACGGAUAUGGACUUCCUGUCCUUUAGCGCACUGAACGCCGGCGCACGAAUCGCACGCAAGUCCUUCUACGCUGGCGCCUCGCACGGUCUAUACGGGUACAUCUUCGCCGACCUCGUCGAGCACAACUUUGUCAUUGAGCGCGAGAAGAGCAACCGCGCGACGCAGACGGGGCCUGAGAGCGCAACCAGGAACGUGACGGGCGUUCAGGUCAAGAGGGAGAGCGGCAAGGUGGUCGAGUUGGUGAGCAAGCAAGAGCUGUACAGUCCGCUCAUGCUGGCAAAAGACUCCCCCCUACCACCGGACAUUGCAGGAAACACGAGGAGGCUGAAGAAAGUCCACCCACUGCUAACCUGCGUUCGCGCACUGUGGGAAUACCAACGCAACGGCCAUGGCAUCUUCCCAUCCCACACCCCUCAGGAUCUGCAGCUCUUUACUACCCUCGCAAACGUCAAGCACAAGGAACUCCUGCUCCCGCCCGAGUCUCUCAAGGCAGACUUUCUCCGCAGUUUCUUGCAGAAUCUGGGUAGCGAACUCGCGCCCGUUACGGCUUUUCUGGGCGGGCAGCUGGCACAAGAUGUCAUCAAUGUGUUGGGCCAGAGGGAGCAGCCGAUUCAGAACCUCAUGCUGUUCGAUGGAGAGGAUAGUGCAGGGCCCGUGUACACGCUUCAUCCGAUUUUCCCGGGGACGAGUGUACCUAUCAUUCCGAGUGUACCGGUGGAGGCACCCAUUUUGGUGGUUUAG